Molecule: messenger RNA, 2301 nt
Organism: Helianthus annuus (common sunflower)
Lineage: Eukaryota; Viridiplantae; Streptophyta; Magnoliopsida; Asterales; Asteraceae
Product: F-box/FBD/LRR-repeat protein At1g13570
Exons: 5
Coding region: 862-2043 (393 amino acids)
Molecular function (GO): protein binding
Source: RefSeq, a predicted model, not a curated record
UGAUAGCAAUGGUGGUGGGUUGUGGUGUGGUGUUGUUAAUAAAGUGUGAAGAUGGAAUGGAAUGGAAAAAAACAUGGGGGGACGGAUGAAAUGAUUUUGAGGAAAUGAAAUGUAUUUUAUAAUGAACGAUUCCAUUCUAUCGACCAAUGAAACACUCUUUUCUUCAUUCCCUCACAAUGGUCCAUUCCAUUUCACCUCUCAAUCCUGCAUACCAAACGCUACCUAAGGGUGUAGGGAGUGGUUAGACACCUUGAAUAGGUAAACUACCAAAUCACCUAAUCAUAUAGCGUCAUGUCAAUUGUUUACCUAAUGCUAAAAAACGUUGCGAUGGUUUACCUAAUGGGAUUUGGUUAACUAUUUAAAAAAAAAAAGAAAAAAUAUGUGAUUGGUUGAGAAAGCAUGGACCCCACCACACAACCCUCUCUCUCCCCUUCCCUCCCUUCACCGAGUCGGUGAACCUUCACCGAUUUCUCCCCCAAAAUCGGUAAUGUUGGAACGGUAAACAAAUGUGGCGGUGGUCACCGAUCGGUGUCGACCACCUUUACCGACUCGACACCAUAAACCCUAAUUAAUUAAAUAUACACAGUGGAGGUAAUAAUGAUUUUCCAAAUUCCAAAGCAUGUCGAUUGAAAUUCUCUCCAUGGCACCAUAUGCAACGUUUCAUUGCUCAAUACAUCAUCUAUCUAUAAAGCCCUUCUGUCGACUGUCCGCUCCUGUAAUAAUCUCCUCUUGCUUUUUUCAACCGACGAAUGUCGUCGUCGUGGAUUAACCGGCCACCGCUUCAAGCGCUUACUAUCUAAGUUUCUUCAUCGCUUCAUUUGUGUUUCGUGUUCUGCUGAUUUUCUUUACCAGAGCACUAUUAUGGAGUAUCAAAACCCAACAAGAACUCGAAGCCUGAAUUCGGAUAUCAUCAGCACCCUUCCUCAAAACAUUAUUGAAGAUAUUCUAACUCGUAUGCCACUCCGAAGUGCACUGAGAACGAGUGUUUUGUCAAUGAAAUGGCGGUAUACUUGGCGGGGUAUGCCUAAACUUGUAUUUACAGACGAUUUGGUUGCAUCUAAUCAUCUUUCCAGACAGUUGAAAAAGUAUAAGCUUGUCAAUGCCAUCUUACAUGUUUUAUUAUUCCACAAUGGUCCGGAGACACUAGAGUUCGACUGUUCGGUUGUUCGUCUUCAUAUGGAGUCUGAGUUUGCCCAAAUAAUAAGCUAUCUUGCAAGGGGAAAUACAGUGAAAAAAAUUAUCUUUAUUAGUGAUAAUAGAUCCUUCAAGUUACCGGUUUCUUUCUUUGCAUUGCAAGGAUUAGAAGUUGUACAUCUUGAUACUUGUACUUUGGAACCACCAUUGACGUUUAACGGGGCUAGUUCGUUGACAAGAAUGACUUUUCGGAAUGUUGAGGUUUCUGCUCAAGUGCUUCAACGUUUCAUUUCCAAGUGCUCGUUGCUUCAUUAUUUCGUUUUGGUAGAACUAGAAAAAGGCAUUGAGUCUGUACCAGAAGGAAACAAUUUUACAUUUGUUGAUCUUUUUCAAUGUGUUCCUUUGCUUAAUACUUUUGCUAUCACAAAGCAUUAUAUGAAGUACUUGUGUGCAGGUGGCAUGCCAUAUAAGCUUUCAACUUCACUUGUCCAUCUCAAUUAUCUGUUUUUGAAUGUGUGUUUGGUGGAACAAAAUGAGAUUUCUUCUGCCCUUUGUAUCAUCAGGAGCUCCCCUGUGUUGGAGACUAUGAAAUUUCUGAUGUAUGAUAAUGAAAAACUGCCUGUUCAACAAACUGCCACCAACUUUCUUGAUCUGGAAGGCUACCCAGAUAUGAAGUUGGAUCAUCUUGAGACGUUUUGGAUAAAUAACUUUAGUAACUUACCUCUUGAGAUGGAAUUUGUGAGGCUCAUUAUGGCCAAAUCACCUGUGCUAAAGAAAGUUCGAAUUUUGCUUAACGACAAUGUUUCCGUUGAUGAAGAAGUGAAGAUGCUUAGAGAGUUGGUUUCAAACCCAAUUCCGCGGGCAUCACCUUCUGCAAAGUUAACCAUUGUACGCCCAGAAACUUCUUAAUGAAGGCGGUUAUUUUAAUGACGCUAGUUAAUUUCCUUAGUUCGUUUGAUGAUGAUGCUAGUUAAUUUUCUCAUUUUGAAUGCUUUUAAGGACUAUUUUGUUUGUGUUUUGAUAAUGCCAUUUUGUGUUAUCUAUGAACAAUUAGUUUGUAAGAAGUAAUAGACAACUGUUUUAUUUUGACCUUCUUCUAUCUAGCACCUAUUUGUACCGAAUGGAAACAUGUUUUUACCCUUCUGAAUGUCACAAGGUUUUGCAAAA